This is a messenger RNA of Corticium candelabrum, 1305 nucleotides long. Its product is annotated as adenosine 3'-phospho 5'-phosphosulfate transporter 2-like. NCBI's taxonomy places the organism in Eukaryota, Metazoa, Porifera, Homoscleromorpha, Homosclerophorida, Plakinidae. Gene Ontology annotation, molecular function: 3'-phosphoadenosine 5'-phosphosulfate transmembrane transporter activity. Gene Ontology annotation, biological process: transmembrane transport. The record is from RefSeq and is a predicted model, not a curated record. Gene Ontology annotation, cellular component: endoplasmic reticulum membrane; Golgi membrane. Bases 76 to 1152 code for a protein of 358 amino acids. The transcript is spliced from 10 exons.
UGCACUAGACGUGCAAAAUGGGUUGUAAUCCGGGCUUUAAAAUUGAUCAUUACCCGUAUUUGGACUGAAAAUCUAAUGUCUAGUAAUCAGUCAUUUGUCCUUUACGAUAUUGAAGAAUUAGGAGGAAGGGAAGAGAAGCGUACAGAUGUGCCUGUGACGGGACCUUAUGUUUCACGUACACUGCAGUUUGUAAUUUACUGCUCUGGAACUUUCGUCUUCUAUCUGCUAUACGGAUACGUCCAGGAAUGGAUAUUUCGCAUUGAAGGAUUAAAGCAGCAUGGUUGGUAUCUUACUCUUGUUCAGUUUGGAUUCUACCUACUGUUUGGAAACUUGGAGAAAUUGUUUCGAAGUGGCAGUGAGCGAAGGAUACCAUUGAAGUCAUAUUUACUGCUUGCUGCUCUCACUGUUUCCACUAUGGGCUUGUCGAAUGCUUCACUUGGUCACCUUAACUAUCCCACUCAGGUUAUUUUUAAGAGCUGUAAGAUAAUUCCUGUCAUGAUUGGUGGAGUUGUGAUACAAGGCAAACGAUAUGGCAAAAUUGACGUAGCUGCUGUGUUGUGCAUGACUGUUGGUCUUACACUUUUUACAUUGGCUGACAGCUCAGUUUCACCAGACUUUGACAAUACAGGUCUAUUACUGAUUUGCUUAGCUUUGUGUGCUGAUGCUGUAAUUGGCAAUGUUCAGGAAAAGACAAUGAAAGCAUACUCGGCUCCAAACACAGAAAUGGUGCUGUAUUCAUAUGGUAUUGGGUUUUUCUAUAUUCUUUUUGGCUUGAUUCUUAGUGGUGGCUUCUACUCAGGUUUUGUAGUUUAUUCAAAGACACCUGUUGUUGCUUAUGGUCUUGCUGCUGCUUUCUCUCUGACUGGCUACAUUGGCAUUCUUUUUGUCUUAUCUUUGGUGAAGUCAUUUGGUGCUCUUGUGGCUGUAACAGUGACAACAUGUCGUAAAGCACUCACAAUGGUGUUAUCGUUUUUCUUCUUCUCCAAACCAUUCACAAUUCAGUAUGUUUGGUCUGGUAUUCUUGUUCUUUUUGGUAUUGGACUGAAUGUUUACAACAAGAAUAAACAAACUAUUGAUAGUUUGUUUAUCAAGCAAUACGAAAGUUUCAUAAGUCGUUGGAGGGCACAGAAAUCACAAGUAGAGAUGGUCUAGUUGUAGAUUCUGAUGCUUUUAGAAAUACUAUAAGGUUAACUCAACAGUCAUAUGGUACAGCAGUAUAUGGAGAUGCUAUGUGAACAGUGAAAAAUAUAUUGUUUCUAUUCUUUAAAAUAUGGCCGCACUUAUGGUAAUAUUACAUUUUACAAU